Messenger RNA from Dermatophagoides farinae (American house dust mite), 2198 nucleotides. Lineage: Eukaryota; Metazoa; Arthropoda; Arachnida; Sarcoptiformes; Pyroglyphidae. The record is from RefSeq and is a predicted model, not a curated record.
ACCAUGAUGAUAUAUGUAUCAUCGUUGUUUCAUUAUCAUCAUGAUGAUGGUGAUGAUUGAUUACAAUCAUCAUCAACUAUAAUAAUAUAUUUUGUGAUUACCUAAUCAUUUAUCCGUGUGAUAGAGAUUGCAAGCAAAAAAAAAAAAAAAAAAAAUCCAUCACCAGAUAAAGAAAGUGAUAUUAGAAAGGGAAAGAAUCUCAGUGGAUUCACAGUGCUCCCUCCCCCCAUCAAACAGCAUCAGCAUCAUCGAAAGCAGCAGUAGUAGGAGGAGGUAAUGAAAUUUUGUUUUUUCGUUUUUUUUUGUUUUCAUACAUUCCAGUUUUACAACCUAAAAUUUCGAGCUUAAAAAAACACAUUCAUAUGUUAUGAUAUACAUCAACGGUCAUUGUGCCUUGUAAUCAAAAAAAAAAGAAAAAGAAAAAAAUCACUGCAUAUCGAACUUUUCUGAUAGGCGGCAAAGCAAUACUUCGAUCAUUUUUUUUUUUUUUUUUUGAUUGAACACAUUCCAUAGUGUCUAUAAACCUUGUCUGUUGUAAUUAUAUAUAUGCACUUGAAAAAGAAAAAAAAAUUCACUCUUUAAGCAACACCAUUUUGCCUUUUUUUUUGAUUAUACAUCAACAGUAUUAUUAUCAUCGUCAUUAUUAUUAUCAUCAUCAUCAGAUAGUAUUAUUGAACAAAUGGAACAUUUGCGUAAUCAAAAAGUGACAAAAAUCUGUUGUAUUGGUGCUGGUUAUGUUGGUGGACCAACAUGUGCUGUCAUUGCUCGUAUGUGUCCACAGAUUAGAGUUUGUGUAGUCGAUUCGAAUCCAAAACGAAUUGAACUUUGGAAUUCUGAUCAAUUACCAAUAUAUGAGCCUCAACUUGAUGAAAUUGUUAAAGAAUGUCGAAAUAGAAAUCUAUUUUUCUCUGUUCAAGUUGAAAAAGAAAUUUCACAAGCUGAAUUAAUAUUCAUUUCUGUCAAUACACCAACGAAAAAUUUUGGUUUCGGUAAAGGAAAAGCAGCCGAUUUGAAGAAUUUAGAACAUGUAUCACGUUUAAUUGCCAGAUCAGCCGAUGAUAGUAAAAUUGUUGUGGAAAAAAGUACGGUACCUGUACGUGCAGCCGAAAGUAUUAAUCGAAUUCUUGGAGCGAAUAAAAAAUCCGGCGUACAUUUCGAAGUAUUAUCGAAUCCAGAAUUUCUGGCCGAAGGUACAGCAAUCAAUGAUCUGAUUAAUCCUGAUCGUAUACUAAUUGGCGGCAAUGAAACAAUGGAUGCACAGAUUGCAGUGGAAAAAUUAUGUGAAAUCUAUCAGAAUUGGAUACCGAAUGAGAAAAUUAUCCGCACUAAUACAUGGUCAUCGGAAUUAUCAAAAUUGGCUGCGAAUGCAUUUCUGGCUCAACGAAUUUCAUCGAUAAAUGCCAUAUCGUCAUUAUGUGAAGCAACUGGUGCCGAUGUUAAUGAAGUGGCCAAUGCAAUUGGAUCAGAUUCAAGAAUUGGACCAAAAUAUCUACAGGCUAGUAUUGGUUUUGGUGGCAGUUGUUUCCAGAAAGAUGUACUUAAUUUGGUUUAUUUAUGUGAAUAUCUUAAACUACCAGAAGUUGCUGAUUAUUGGCAUCAGAUUAUCGCUAUGAAUGAUUAUCAGAAAAGACGUUUUGCUUUACGUAUAACUGAAUGUAUGUUCAAUACAAUUACCGGUAAACGUAUUGCAAUAUUAGGUUUUGCUUUUAAAGCCAAUACUGGUGAUACACGUGAAUCACCGGCUAAAUUAGUAUGUAAACAUUUGCUAGAAGAGGGCGCACAAUUAGCUAUUUAUGAUCCAAAAGUAUUGAAAGAACAAAUCUAUGCAGAUUUAAAUAUUUCCGAUCUAAAUAUACCGGAUGGCAAUAAAUGUUUAGAGGAUUAUGUUGAAGUGGUCGAAUCACCGUAUAUUGCGUCGACCGAUGCACACGCAAUCGUUAUCUGUACCGAAUGGAAUGAAUUCAAGGAAUUGAAUUAUGAAAAAAUGUAUUCAUUAAUGAUGAAACCGGCAUUUAUAUUCGAUGGACGUAAUCUAAUCAAUGUUAGACAAUUAGAAAUGAUUGGAUUUCAUGUGGAAAAAAUUGGCCGCCAAUCGAAUCAUAAAAAAAUUGGUUCAAUGGAACCAAAUUAUAAUAGAUAGAUUGAUAUAAUGAACAUCCGGAAUUAUUAUUUUUUUUUCAUUUCCGAAAAGUUUUUUU